CCCAUCGUUUGUGUCGGCAUUGUGUAGCACAGUUAGCUACUCUAGUAGCUAUUUCAGAUUUACAUCUGUUUGUUGAAGUAUUUUGAAUAUACAGAUAAGUCGGUGCAUACUCUAACAUAAAGCAUAAACAUGAGUAAAAGAAAGGCGCCACAGGAAUCCCUCAAUGAAGGAAUCACAGACUUUCUUGUUGAACUUGCCAACUACGAGAAAAACGUAAAUAGGGCAAUUCACAAAUACAAUGCAUACAGGAAAGCAGCAUCAACUAUUGCGAAAUACCCUAACAAAAUCAGAAGCGGCGAAGAAGCAAAAAAACUGGAUGGUGUGGGGGCCAAAAUUGCAGAGAAAAUUGAUGAAUUCCUUCAAACUGGCAAACUAAGGAAAUUGGAAAAGAUUCGUAGUGAUGAUACCAGUUCCUCUAUUAAUUUUCUGACUAGAGUUACUGGAAUUGGCCCUGCUGCUGCCAGAAAGUUUUAUGAAGAAGGGGUGAAAACCUUAGAAGAUUUGAAAAAGAUUGAGCACAAGUUAAAUCACCACCAGCAAAUUGGACUGAAAUAUUUUGAAGAAUUUGAGAAAAGAAUUCCAAGAGCUGAAAUGGAAAAGAUGGAGAAACUAAUCCUGGGAGAGCUGCAUGAACUUGAUGAGGAAUACAUUGGGACAAUUUGUGGAAGCUACAGGAGGGGUGCUGCUUCGAGUGGUGAUAUAGAUAUCUUGCUGACACACCCAAAUUAUACAUCUCACACUGAGAAGCAACCCAAAUUGCUCCAUGCUGUGGUAGAACAUUUAGAGUCCAUUGGCUUUGUGACAGACACACUGUCUAAAGGGGAUACAAAGUUCAUGGGAGUCUGUCAGCUUGAAAAGAGCGAUGACGAUGAGGAAGAAUAUCUUCACAGACGUAUUGAUAUUAGGUUAAUCCCAAAGGAUCAGUACUACUGUGGAGUGUUGUAUUUCACAGGAAGCGACAUAUUUAAUAAAAAUAUGAGAGCCCAUGCUUUGGAGAAGGGUUUUACUCUAAAUGAGUACACUAUACGCCCACUUGGGGUGACUGGUGUGGCAGGAGAGCCUCUGAUGGUGGAUAGCGAGAGAGACAUCUUUGAAUAUAUCCACUACAAAUACAGAGAACCAAAGGAUCGCAGCGAGUAAAGCUACAGCGAUAUGAACAAAUGCAACUUCUGUGUGCCUCUACUAGUAUUUAUUUCAAUAGUCCAAUAAUAAGUGGUUAUGUUACAAUAUGAAUUUAAACUUUUUAAAAUGUGUGCAUUUUGGUUUUCAUGUGAAUGAUACUAUGUUUUUUUAAACUUAAGCCUAAAUAUAAUUGCUGAAAAAUUGGGGAAUUUUGUUUGAGUAUUAGUUCAUUAGCUCAAGUUAUGUUAUUUGUAUGCAUGCACAUGCAUAACUAGUGGCAAAUCCUUUUGGGGCUAUGUAGAAAGUUUUGUGUGUGUGUUUUUAGAGCUCAUACAGGAAACACUGUUGAAGUGAUGUGUGGCAUACAAGACUGCAAAUAUAGUUUGAUUGAAUGCCCUUGUUUGUUAAUAAAAUGAUUGAAGCAUC
This is a messenger RNA of Boleophthalmus pectinirostris (great blue-spotted mudskipper), 1548 nucleotides long. RefSeq names its product polymerase (DNA directed), beta (gene polb). Lineage: Eukaryota; Metazoa; Chordata; Actinopteri; Gobiiformes; Gobiidae. The coding region runs from base 130 to 1140 and encodes 336 amino acids. Gene Ontology annotation, molecular function: DNA-directed DNA polymerase activity; DNA binding. Gene Ontology annotation, cellular component: nucleus. The record is from RefSeq and is a predicted model, not a curated record. Gene Ontology annotation, biological process: double-strand break repair via nonhomologous end joining. The transcript has 14 exons.